Molecule: messenger RNA, 1085 nt
Organism: Geodia barretti
Lineage: Eukaryota; Metazoa; Porifera; Demospongiae; Tetractinellida; Geodiidae
Source: the annotation of a GenBank genome assembly
GAGAGAUGAGAAGUGGACAUUGUGUGGAGGUCUCCAGCCAUGACUCCAGGCUGUAGUGAGAUCUAUCUUCACGGAGCGGUAAGGACUGAGCUCAGACCAAAGGGAGGGAGUCCGCAGAGGAGAUGGUGCGACUGCCAGUGGGACAAGAGAGUCCGGACUCUAGCAGCCUACAUCCCUGCAGAUGUAAUCCUCCGUUGAUUGCUCAACAAAUGACCAGCAUACAUACCAAUAAUCGACUGCAGAGCGAGCGAGUGAACAUUAUUCCUCCACUAGUCUGUCUCUUUGACCAACUUUGACCUUUCAGAUUAGCCACGCCCACUUUGUCUUAUUGCUAGGCAACGCAACAAGGCAUGGAGAAGUGCAGCAGGAGAAUUCGCUCGGUGUCGGAGCCGGCUCUGCGACUCCACUGCGGCGGGGUGUCGAGAGAGAGACGGCGGGAAAGUCAGGUCGGCUAUGAAACUGGAAGAGACCGCGCCGCGCUCUCCGUCAGCCGCUGGUCCUCUGAUGAGGUGUGCGCGGUGCUGUACUAUCUGGUGUGUCGAUGUGAUCAAUCACAGCUCAACAUUCUACAUACAAGCUUGGAGAGUGUUCCACAUCGAGACCUGCAGCUGAGCUCGUCAGUGGGUGUGGCCUCUGGACUUGAGCUCCGCCCAGUCUCCACCCCUCUGUCUCGAGAGGUCAGAGUCCGACUGAGAAAGUCCAGGAUACCACAGAACAAGAGGUUGUACAGAGCUCAGAGUGUGGUACUCCAUGAAGAGGUACAUACAGUACAUGGGCUGCUGCUUCUCAAGAGUGUGGUUUGUUAUUCGCUUGGAAUAGUUUCAACUCUGUUCUUUGUGAUUACAAUUUUGAGCCUUGAGGAUCACACUAUAGAUACAAGCAGAAUUUAUCCCACCAAAUUUGUCCCCCCUGCCAGCUCCCCAUCAGAUCUUUCACAUCUUCCCCCCCAUCACACCCUCCCCCAUCAGACGGUGAGUCCUGUGACCAACAGUCCCUCCUGUCACCUCAUCUCCUUUCCCAGGACACCCCUACUCCCCAGUCUCCCACCCUCACCAUCUCCACUCCUCACACCUCUCCCUCCCUCC